AUGGGCAGUCUUUUUUCAGAAGAAUUGCUGGGAUUCAGUGAGAACGAUUGGAAAAUUUACAAUUAUGCUAAUCUCCAGGAAGAAGUGUUGAUCGCGAUAUGCGAGGAGUAUCCGAUUCUUGUCAUGGAUAUGGAUAAUGAUGACACGGAUGACUUAGGCGGUGCAUUCAGACAAGGAUUUCUGUGCCCAUUUUGUAUGCAAGAUUUAGGUGAUUUAACCGCUUUACAUGCUCAUGUUGGAAAGUACCAUCCAAAAUCAGUACCCGCUGACUAUCCCUUUGAUCAUAUUAAAGGUAUCUUCGAUAAAGCGAAACAAAAGAUUUCUCAUAUAGAUGCAUCCUUUUUAAUUGGUGAUACAAACUCGAAUAAUGGAGGAGUAUCGACAGUUUCAAGAAGUGUUUGCAACACGGCCAAUGAUCGCGCCGAAAAUCCUCAUUCAGCACAGAUCUGUACUUUUUUACAGGAUCUUGGAAUCACGAGAAGUCAUACGGAUUUUUAUUUGAAGUGUCGAUCUCCUUGUAUAAACGAUGCUGCUGUAAAAACAAAUAGUUUGAUUAUUAGACUUGAUAAAUUAAUUAACCAGUGUCCUUCUGAUUCAAGUAAGCGCAAAGCUUUUGAACGUGAAACAGUACCUUGGGUAACGGAUCGUGAUGUUGUGAAAUGCCGAACGUGUACCGUAAAAUUUUCAUUGACUAGGCGAAGGCAUCACUGCCGACUAUGUGGCGAAAUUAUAUGUCACUCAUGCUCAAAAUUUCUUUCUUUCGUCGAUGCUCGCAAAUUAACGAAUCCAGCAUUUGCUGCACAGUUGUUGGAAGAAAUAAAUAACUCAGAAAUGAAUAUUCCGGAAGAGCCAUCAAGUGGUUUGUCACGGUCGACGUCGGUUGUUGAAGUUAUUAAACAAGCCGUAUCAAGUGAAUCGUUGCAGUCAGUGCGAUUAAAAAGCGAAAAAUUAUUUUCCUCAACGUUAUCGUUGGUGAAGCGGGAUGGCACUGAAGUCAGUUUAGCGUCGUUGCUUCAACAGGAUGAAAAUGAGCACCUGAGAAUUUGUUCUGAAUGUAAAAUUUUGCUGGAUAUUCGCAAUGAAAAAAUGGAAAUGCUUACCUCGCCACCAAUGCUUGUGGUACUGUAUGAACGCCUCUGUUCCCUUUUUCGUGACGCUCAAAAGUUAGCUUCCUCAUAUGCACGUAUUUCAGAAUCGCUAAGCCGAGGAGAGACCAUGUAUACUUUGGAUUCUGCUAUUGAAUUGAGAAAUCGACUGAUACAACUGCAAAAAGAAAUUGAUUCUGUAAGUUCUCGUGUUGCGACACAUCAUAUCAUUGAAGGGAAUAUCUCGAAACGUUGUACACCACGGGAGCAAGUUAUCCGGAAAAAUAUUCGAGAUUUUUCUCUGCAAAUGUUACAGCAAUUAGUAACACAAAUGAAUCUUCAUCCAAGUGAAGAUCGCUACAAUGAAUUGCAAGAAAAAAGACGCGCCGAUAUCAAGCAUCGAAUAGAGAUGGAACGAAAAAGGAAUGCAUUCAUUUUGAAGCCGUCAACUUCAAAUCCUGGAUUUGGCUCAAAUUUAAACGAAACAGAAAUGGUUUGGCAAAAUUCUAAGAGUCGCUUGAAGGAAUCUGUUUCUUUUUCUGGUAUCGUUAAUGGUUGUGAAGAUUAUGGUUGGACUCCAUCUAGGAUGUUUCUUCACACUAAUCCAUUUAUUGAAGAGGAAGACAAAGCUGAUCCAUUGCAGGAACAAGUCUUGAUUAUCAAGGGGUAUUUGAAACAAGCUGUAGAGGAUAGUCGAUUGGAAGAAGUUGAAAUAUUGGAACGAAACUUAUGCGAUCUUGAACUUGAAAUUAAGAAGCUGAACAAAAAUAAUUCUUCAGUGCAGUAA
Molecule: messenger RNA, 1872 nt
Organism: Acanthocheilonema viteae
Lineage: Eukaryota; Metazoa; Nematoda; Chromadorea; Rhabditida; Onchocercidae
Source: the annotation of a GenBank genome assembly